Messenger RNA from Xyrauchen texanus (razorback sucker), 5215 nucleotides. Its product is annotated as ATP-binding cassette sub-family G member 1-like. Gene Ontology annotation, biological process: cholesterol homeostasis. The record is from RefSeq and is a predicted model, not a curated record. The coding region runs from base 501 to 2522 and encodes 673 amino acids. Gene Ontology annotation, cellular component: plasma membrane. Gene Ontology annotation, molecular function: ABC-type sterol transporter activity; ATP binding; ATP hydrolysis activity. Lineage: Eukaryota; Metazoa; Chordata; Actinopteri; Cypriniformes; Catostomidae. The transcript is spliced from 15 exons.
UUUCAAUAUGCGCGCACAUAGAUUUUAAUCGCGGCUGGUUUGACCGUGAAAAUCUUAUCAACGGCUGGCGUGACCGGAGUGAACUAGACAAACUGGUUUGAAGCAACGAUCAUGACGCUACGGUGAAAAACUGCAAAACGCGACGCAGCGGUCAAAGACAUCCGUCUAAUGCAUAGCCUUCAUAUUAACGUUCUGUCAAAACGUUCCAGUGGCAUCAGAGAAUGUCACUGUAGAAAAGUGCUGUUAAAGAUUGUCAGCUGCCACUGUAUCCAUAUGUGCGCGAAGAAGCGCGCGCAUCGCCCUCCGAUGUUCAUCGGCGCUCCGGUACAGCGGCUAGUGACGUCACCUUCUAAACAACGAGCGCAGGUAGCUUGAUUGUAAACAAUAAUACAGUCGAGUAGAGAGUGGACGACUUGGAGGGGAACUCAGGAUCAAAACAAAUGCACAUGAAUUCAUUACACUGACCAAAAUCGGAUUUAGUCGCAGAACAUUUUAAAGGAAUGGCAUGCCUGAUGGCAGCUUUUUCAAUCAACAAUACUACAGUGACCAACUCUUUCAUAAUGAAUACAAAUGGACCUCCCGAUCUUAUGCUGGACCCUAGAAGUGUGUGCGUGUCCAUCGACGAGGUGAUGUCCAAUCACGUCGGCAGUCAACAGAUGCCGUUGUUAAACACACACCUAAAAAAAGUAGAGAACAAUCUAACUGAAGCCCAUCGUUUCUCGUACCUUCCCCGCAGACCAGCAGUCAACAUCGAAUUCCAAGAUCUCUCAUUCUCAAUUCCUGAGGGACCAUGGUGGAGAAAGAAAGGUUACAAGACUCUUUUGAAAGGAAUCUCUGGGAACUUUACCAGCGGAGCUUUGGUGGCCAUCAUGGGACCCUCAGGGGCUGGGAAGUCUACAUUAAUGAACAUUCUGGCAGGUUAUAGGGAAACAGGCAUGAAGGGAGAAAUUCUGAUUAAUGGACAGCCUAGAGAUUUGCGAUCAUUCAGGAAAGUGUCUUGCUACAUCAUGCAGGAUGACAUGCUAUUGCCACACCUCACCAUACAGGAAGCCAUGAUGGUAUCAGCUAAUCUCAAACUCCAGGAAAAGGAUGAAGGCAGAAGAGAAGUGGUAAGAGAAAUCCUGACUGCACUUGGUUUGCUAGAAUGUGCCAAGACACGCACAUCUAACCUGUCGGGGGGCCAGAGGAAACGUUUGGCCAUUGCCCUGGAGCUCGUCAACAACCCACCUGUCAUGUUCUUCGAUGAGCCCACAAGUGGACUGGACAGUUCCUCUUGCUUCCAGGUGGUCUCACUGAUGAAAGCUCUUGCUCAAGGGGGUCGAGCAGUCAUAUGCACAAUUCACCAGCCCAGUGCAAAAGUUUUUGAGCUCUUCGAUAAGCUAUAUGUCCUCAGUCAAGGCCAGUGUAUUUACCGGGGAAGAGUAUCAAGCCUAAUUCCUUAUCUGAGAGAACUGGGACUCCAUUGCCCCACCUAUCACAACCCUGCAGACUUCAUAAUGGAAGUGGCCUCUGGUGAAUAUGGUGACCAGACGGCUCGACUUGUGAAGGCGGUCCAAGAGCCGAAGUGUGAGAAAGACUACAAAAGUGAAAUGAAUGGUAACGGGGUUCAUUAUCCUUUCCUGUGGCACAGACCAUCUGAUGAGGACUCAUCCUUGUCUGAGGGUUGCCAUAGUUUUUCUGCCAGCUGCCUGACACAGUUUUGUAUUCUCUUCAAGAGAACCUUACUCAGUAUCAUGAGAGAUACGGUGUUGACCCACUUGCGCAUCAUAUCUCAUCUUGGGAUUGGAAUUCUGAUCGGUCUUUUAUAUCUGGGCAUUGGCAACGAGGCCAAAAAAGUCCUUAGCAACUCUGGUUUCCUGUUCUUCUCCAUGUUGUUCCUCAUGUUUGCAGCUUUGAUGCCCACCGUUCUCACGUUUCCCCUUGAGAUGGGCGUCUUUCUGAGAGAACACCUGAAUUACUGGUACAGCCUAAAGGCAUACUACUUGGCCAAAACCAUGGCAGACGUCCCGUUUCAGAUUUUGUUCCCAGUGGCCUACUGCAGCAUUGUGUACUGGAUGACGUCUCAACCUUCAGAUGCUGUCCGCUUCAUUCUUUUCCUGGCUUUAGGGACACUCACGUCACUUGUGGCACAGUCACUGGGACUACUAAUAGGAGCAGCAUCUACAUCAUUACAAGUAGCCACUUUUGUUGGUCCAGUGACAGCCAUUCCUGUGCUACUAUUUUCAGGAUUCUUUGUCAGUUUUGACACUAUCCCAAAAUACCUCCAAUGGAUAUCAUACAUUUCCUAUGUCAGGUAUGGUUUCGAAGGAGUCAUUUUGUCCAUCUAUGGGCUAGAUCGUGAGGACCUGCACUGCGAUAAAGAUGAGACAUGCCACUUCCAGAAGUCAGAAGCAAUUUUGAAAGAGCUGGACGUUGAAGAUGCAAAGCUCUACCUGGACUUCAUUGUGCUAGGCAUCUUCUUUGUGUCACUCCGUCUGAUUGCAUAUUUUGUUCUCCGCUACAAGAUCAGUGCUGAGAGGUAGACAAGUGGAAGAAAAGAUGGAGAAAGAGAGUACUGUCGAUACUUUCAUGCCUAGAGAGGGCUAGUCAGAGAAUGCCAAAGCUAGGGUGAUUUGUUCCCUCAAAAAGAACCAUUGCUUUUUGUGCAGGCCAAAGCCAGGUUUUCCCACACUGGACAGAAACCUGGAUGGUACUUAAAGUACAAGUAUAUAGAUGCCCAGCUUUUGCGUGCUUUUUAUAAGAAAAGACAGCUUAGAAUGCAAUAGAUUUGGGACCAACAGACAAAGUAACAUUACAUUUACGCAUUUAGCAGACACUUUAAUCCAAAAGUACAAGCUACACAUUUGAACUAAACGUGCGUUCCUUGGGAAUCAAACCCACGACUUGGGUGUUGUUAACGCCAUGCUGUACCAGUUGAGCUACAGACAUAUAAAUUCUAUUCUGGUCUACCUUGGCAUUCCCUCUACACUAUUAAAUAGUGAUCAUUAUGUUAGUAAUGGCUACUGUACUUGUAAAAGAAAGAACUCAGAAAGCUGUCUUCACACUUUAGGGUGCAAAUGUUUUAUGAGCUGGUCUCCACAUAUUGCACCCAUCAGUACAACCUUGUUUCAGAUUAAACUAUUACUGGGUUUUCAUCCAACAAUUUUUAUCCACAUUUUAAAUUUGCGCUUAAAUGUGCACUUAGUAUUUUUUCCUCAUUUAAAAAGUUUGAUUUCUGAACCAAUUAAUUGUAAUUUUGAAAAAUAUGUAUAAUAUCAUGACCAUGUGAUGAAGACUCCAGUCAUAACAAUGACCUUAUAAAAGCUGUUUUAUUCUGCACAGUGAGAGUCCCCACAUUGGAACUGCCAUGGUAGGAUCACAUGACCAGCCAAUUACUACUCACUUAUUCUCAGUAACUGCCCUCCUAUUAGACAAUGUCACUCAGGGAUUAAAUGAAUGCUGGUUGACUUUGAAAUGCGGAUUUCUACAUUGGCAUCGAUGACUGAAACUGUUGUGUUUGAGAAAUGCUGCAUCCAAGCCGCUAGUUGGCAGUGUAUGUCCAAGAUAACAUAUUCAAACAAUUACUGAGUGCAUGUUUAAAGAAACUUUAAUGAAAACUCUUGAUAUGUGCAUAAACAUAAAAUUUGCAUAAAAUUUAUGUGCUAAGCAGAGGGGGACUUUCUUGAGUUUAGCAUAAGUCAUGCUUAUUAAAGGUGCUGUAAGUGAAUAUUUUAUAAAAUUACAUGCAGAAAACCUCCUUAUUACCAAUCAGAUAUCACUGAAUUAGGUUCCAUGAAAUACCAUGCCUGUCUCUGUAAUAGCCCUAAGCUCAUUAAACAGCGGCGAAAAAGAUGUCCGCGGGACGCAAUCAAAUCGUUUGUUUAGUUAAUCAGAAGACUAUCUGCCUGUUAAUCAUGGUGCACUUUCACAGGGUAGCCUGCACAGGGUCCUCACAAUCCACCAGAUCAGUUUAUCACAUGGACCUUCCCAAGUAUACAGAGGCUGGUGGAGUAUGGGCUAAGCAGCCAUUUUAGGCCACAUUAUAUGAGAUAUUACACUCAUUCUGUGACGUCUCAUGUUAACAUUUAAUAAAGUAGAAUUUUUGAAUUUUUGGUUUAAUUAUUUAAUUUAUACGCUUAAAAAAUGUUAAAUAUUUGGAUGUAAACCUAGUUUAUGGUCGUGAACCCAAAAGAGAUUUCAAAUCUCAAUAUGAUUGGAUCUCAUUAGAUUUAAAAACGGGGGGAAAAAUAUCAACUAGGUAUGUGUGUUGCCUGCUUAAAAAAUGUAUGAUAUAGUGUGUAAUUAAUGCUGUAAUGGUGUCACCAAACGGAAUUUAAAAAAUAAUGACUGUCUCAAACAGGUUUCUCAAACACACCUUACACCCUGCCCACAUCUCCCAUUGUUCAAACAAACAAAGAGUCUGUUCAAAAUAGUUGUGAGCUUCCUUCAGUGGCAGUAUUUUAAGACAUCAGGUGUGCUCCUGAUGUGACGGCUGUUCCAAAAUGUAGAUAUCUUAAUUUUGCUGCCUCAUACGAUAUCUCAAUUUUGGCCAAAUUUUAAGGUAUCAUUGUAUGUUUCCUUCUCAGAUUAGGCGAUCCCAGAAUGCACAGUGAAGAGCUCAGUGGAAAAAUAAAUCCAAGAUGGCGGUCAAAGUGGGAGACAUUUGGAUUAUAAAUAUGCUUAUGUAUUUAGACAUAUUUAUUAAUAAAGAACUGUUUAAUAUAAUUGAAAAUUGACAAUUUUAACCACCGCGACCCUGUACACAGGAUAAGCGGUUGACGAUGGAUGGAUGGAUGGACAAUUUUAACCAAAAUAUGUUUGUACUAUGCAUAUUUCUGAUCAUUAGAUUAUCGUGUCAUUAAUCUCGCAUCACCUAUAUUGAAAUCCGUUGCAAAUCCAGUCUUGUGUGCGCUGCGUGUCUUAUGAGGCAUAUUCAGUUAGAAUGCUGUCAUAGAGGACAGCUGCCUAUGUAGGCAGGAGGUAAUGAGGCAGCUCAUUAAGUUUUGGAACAGACCCAGAUUGUCCUCCCCCCCGACUCAUUUAAUUGGCUAGGGAUAGUUCACCCAAAAAUGAAAAUUCAUACAUUGUUUACUCAGCCCUGUGUUGUUAGAACCCUAUAUAACUUUCUUUCUUUUUCUUAAUACCAUUUCUUCCUACUUAAGGGAUGUCAUACAAUGGCAGUUUAAACCUAAAUCUAAUGUAUUAUUUAGUGAGAGGACACUAAACAGUUCACACA